Sinocyclocheilus anshuiensis is the source of this 3121-nucleotide messenger RNA. RefSeq names its product CD166 antigen homolog A-like. Gene Ontology annotation, biological process: cell adhesion. The record is from RefSeq and is a predicted model, not a curated record. NCBI's taxonomy places the organism in Eukaryota, Metazoa, Chordata, Actinopteri, Cypriniformes, Cyprinidae. Bases 190 to 1866 code for a protein of 558 amino acids. The transcript has 16 exons. Gene Ontology annotation, cellular component: plasma membrane.
ACAGACCUAUAACCCCUCCAGGGCUUCAACAGAUGUAACACGUGGGGAACAACCUCAAAGUUUGAAUGUAUUGACGCAUGCUGCGUGUGUUGCACUUUCCAGAACAUUAUCCAGCAAGGACGUGCUAACGCAAGGAUAUUAUUUCUCGAGAUUGAGAGACCCAGACUGAAAACAGACCCAGACCGAAAGAUGCACCGGAUCGCCCUUUUAACGUGUCUGCUCACCGUAUCACUGAUUAAUCAAGUGAGUGCUUUGGAAACUGUCACCAGCAAGUAUGGAGACACCAUUGAAAUCCCAUGCAACAACGGGCGUGUCGUGGAAGCAGAAGUCACAUUUGUAAAAUGGAAAUAUGACAAAGAUGGCAACAUACUGGUGAAACAUCGGGAUCAGAAUGCCACUGUUUCCAACGAUGUGAACUACAAGAACAGAGUCAGUAUUAAAGAUUUCAGCCUCGUCAUCACACAAGUGGCCAUGGCCGAUCAGAGAACCUUCACCUGCAUGGUGGUGGUAGAAGAAGACAUUUUGGAGUAUCCUGUUCAACUGGCCAUUUACAAGGUUCCAUCACAACCUCAGAUUACAAACCUAACGACUGUGAUGGCAAUCGGCAAACCAACUACGUUGGGCAAGUGUCGUUCUGAAGGUGCCAAUCCAGCUGCCAACAUCACAUGGUUCAAGAACAAAACUCCUCUUGUGACUGAUGGAGCAGCCAUUAAAAUCACCACAAAUGUGGAUGUUGAUGAAGAGACAGGACUGUCCACGACAACUUCUACCCUGGAGUAUACAGCAGUGAAGGGAGACAUUGAUGCCAAGUUCACUUGUCAGGUUCAACACAUCAAGUCUGCUAACAUGGAUUCCUCUCCUCUUGUCUUCACUGUGAACUACCCUACCGAGAAGGUCAAUCUCCAAGUGGUGUCCCAGGGUCCUUUUAAGGAAGGAGACAACGUGACCCUCAAAUGCACAGCAGACGGAAACCCUCCACCCUCUAGCUACAACUUCUACAUCAACGGAGAGGAAAAGACUGUGGACUCCAGCACGUACACCUUGACCAACGUCACCCGGGAGAACACUGGAGAAUACAAAUGCUCACUAGUGGACAAUGAGGAUAUUGUGGCUUCUGUACCCAUCACAGUUGAAUAUCUUGAUGUGGUCCUUAGCAGCACUGGUAAAAUUGUUAAGAAACUUGGUGAGAGCCUUGAGAUGACUGUAGAUGUUAAAGCUUCAGGAACACCACAAACUUCUUGGAAGAAGGGCAAUGCCAAGCUGAAUAGCCUGCCCAAGUUUGACAAAUUGACGUACUCUGACUCUGGCGUAUAUGAAUGUAUUGUUUCCAUGGCUGGCCUCAAGAAAACACAAACAUUUGAAUUAGUAGUUGAAGGUUCUCCAGUCAUUAAGAACCUGAUCAAGGAGCGUGGUGAGGGCAUGACCAAGGUCCUGAAAUGUGCGGCUGAAGGCUUUCCAAAACCCACAGUACAGUGGAGUGUCAAUGGCUCAAAUGUUGAGAGUGCUUCUGAGCAUGGCAAAGUCACAUACAGCCUCACUAUCGUUCCAAAUGGCAAUCUCACUGUGUCCUGCACGGUCUCUAAUGUCUUGGGCUCUGACAGUAAGAGCAUUAAUGUGUCCGCACUUGUUGAGGACGUGACAAUGGACAAACAAGCAGAUCAGAAAGAUGAGUACAGUGACCAGACGAUUCUGGCUGUUGGCAUAGUUGUUGGCCUGAUGCUGGCGGUUCUGGCGAUAGGACUGGCCUACUGGCUGUAUAUGAAGAAGUUCAGGCAAGGAUCCUGGAAAACUGGAGAAAAGGAAGAUGGAUCUGCAGAAGAGAGUAAGAAGCUGGAGGAGAAUCAAAGCCAAAAAGCUGACAUGUAAUGUCAAAGGAGCCAUUCAGGGAUUAAUUUGAAUGCAAUCCCUUUUUUCCACAAGAGAAGGAGUGAAAAAUUGGUGAAAUCUGUGAAAAAAAUGAUCAGAAGCUGUAUUGGAGGACCAGAGUAGCUGUGUCAGUUACAUCUCCACCAUCGUCUAUAAUGUGUCUGUGCCUCCCCUACGCUAGGGAUUUAAUUAAUAAUGUAUGUUGUAAAGUAUGUGAAUCUUUUGCAUUGAAGAUCAAGCCUGUUCAGAAACCUUUGUCUGUAUGAAGUGUUCAUUCAUAAUGUUGGAUUUCAUGUUUGAAGCCCUACUGUGUUUUGUUUUAUUUUAAUGUCCCAGCUAUUCAGUUCAUGCAAAUUUGUGUUUGCAGUUUCACAUGGUUGAAACACUGAGGCCUUUAGUAUCCGUUUGGGACUUUUCCUUUCGAAUUACACGUAGUACCUAAUCUGUGGCAUGAUAUGAAGCAUGAUAUUCACGCUUAUACCGAGCACUUGGCUAGUUUUCAGGUCUUAACAAGUCAGUAAGCAAAAUUACAUCCCGAUAUUAUACUUGUUGGGAUUUAGAAGACCAUUAAUUACCAAUAUUUAGACCUUAUAUGCAUUUUAAUAAAGACUAUGACCUACAAUUUGAAGUUCAAAUGUCUAAACAGGACAACUGACAUAAUUAGUCAUUUCUGAAUUAAGAAGAUAAUGCAGGGACCAGUGCUUGUUUAAUGAAAACCUUGCCCUUUGCUUGGAUUGUUUACCAUUUAAACCAUUUAAAAUUGGGUUCUCAUCACGUGUUGCUUUUUUUCAUGAAAGUGAAAAUCAGCUCUCAAUAAUGUAUACUGACACUUUUCUCAGAUUAUCGCCCGUUUCGUGUGUUCUUUGAUGUUUCAUUGUUUCGCCGCAGAAUUGUAUGUGAUCUGGUUUAAGCAUUACUUGUAAAUAUGGUUAACUUCUUUUUGUUUUUAUGUUCUAUUUAUAUUGUUGAGGUUUAGCUAAAUGCCAGUGUUUUGACAUUAUGUUAGCUAGUUUUAGUAAAUUUUCCUGAAAAUAUACCUCUGUUGCUGUUGAACGGUACAGUACAAUCGAUGGUAUUUACUUGCAGAUUUUAAAUUCAAUGCCAAGUGGUUGCUGCAUUUCCACACUUCAGUGCAUAUCACCUGCAUUUAAUCCACUGUCAAGACCAAAGAGGUUGAAUGUGGCCGUGCAAGUAUUGUACAUACUGACCGUUGUUUUGUACUCUUAGUUCAAAUAAAGUGUACAUUUUUAGGAAA